Messenger RNA from Mytilus trossulus (common blue mussel), 1387 nucleotides. RefSeq names its product microfibril-associated glycoprotein 4-like. The transcript is spliced from 7 exons. Lineage: Eukaryota; Metazoa; Mollusca; Bivalvia; Mytilida; Mytilidae. The coding region runs from base 97 to 1020 and encodes 307 amino acids. The record is from RefSeq and is a predicted model, not a curated record.
GUUGAGCAAGUAUACGACAAUAAUGAUAGCACACAACGAUCUAUAAAAUACAUUAUCAUCAAGCUGCAAUUUGUUGGAAGAAAUUACUUAAAAGAUAUGAGCUCCGUAUACGUAUCAUUAUUUGCCAAUGCUAUUAUCGUAGCGCUGAUGGCCAUGUACGUAUACGAAAAUGAAAGAAGAAUGGGGGAAAUGUCAACAAAGCUUGAUCGAACAGGAAAUACACCAAAUGACAAAACUACGACUCGGGAUGCUGUUGAUCACCUGCAUAUUGCCGAAAAAUUUGUCGACAAAGUUGUAGAAUUACUUUCCAAUAGAUGUGUAUGUAAACACGACAAAGAGAAGAAUGAUGACAAUAAAGGGUUGGAGGAAGAGUGUAAAGUCAAAAGACCAUCUGACUGUUUUGAUUUGGAUAAAUCUACAUGUAAAAGUGGAAUCUACAAGAUUUACCCUGAAAAAACUUCUGGUUUCGACGUUUUCUGUGAAAUGGAGGAGCAUGGAGGGGGCUGGACAGUAUUCCAGCGGAGGAUGAAUGGUAAAAUCAAUUUCUACCGAGACUGGGAAUCGUAUAAAACUGGAUUUGGUAAUAUGAACGAAGAACAUUGGUUAGGAAACGAGCACUUGUAUCAGCUGACUUCACAAGGAAGGUACAUACUUAGGAUAGACAUGUCAGACUUUAAUAGCAAUCAGAGACAUGCUGAAUAUAGUCAAUUCUCUGUUGGUAGUGAAACUGCAGGAUAUAAAAUAGAUGUCACUGGUUACUCUGGGGACGCAGGUGAUGCUAUGAAGUUACACAAUGGAAACAAAUUUUCAACAAUGGAUAAAGAUAAUGACGUAUGUAAAGAUAACUGCGCUGCAUUGUUUAAAGGUGGGUGGUGGUAUGAGUCAUGCCAUUAUAGCAACUUAAAUGGCCUCUAUAGUAAAGGAAGCCACUCACCAUAUGCUGAUGGUGUUAACUGGUAUCAAUGGAAGGGUUACAACUACUCAUUAGAGACAACUACUAUGAUGAUCCGAAGAAUAUAAACUGAUAUACAUAAUUCCAAACAAGCUAGAACACAUAAUUAUCAAUGUCUUACUCCAAUCAAUUAUGCCUGUAUCAAUUCAGGAAUAUGACAGUUGUUAUCCUUUUGUUUGAUGUGUUUCAGCUUUUGAUUUUUCUAUUUGAUUAGGGAAUUUUUGUUUUGAAUUAUCCUCGGAAAUCAGUAUUUUCUUUCGGAUUUUACUUUUUAAGAUAUAUCCAGUCAUUCAGGCAUACAUUUUAGCAGAAAAUAUCGUGUUGAAAAAGUCUUCGUCAACUGAACAUGUUUGUACUCUUAUGAAAUUCGUUAUCGCUGUGGUUGUGAUUUUAUUGUUAUUGGUAGAGUUCAAAUAAAGUAGUCCAUCAUUCAUC